AUGGAUUUCGUGAUUCGUCGCCUGACCUCCUCACUCUCUCGCUCUACUCUUCGUCUUUCACGGUUCCUCCUCGGCCUGCGCUUUGCUGCUGCUCGCCGCCAAUCCCUACUCAUGGACUCGCCAGUCCUGAAUCAGCUGUUUCGGCAGCUGUUUCAACAUCCUGCCUGUCGACAAUCCUGGAGAUCCUCAUCUGCCCUGUCGGGGCGCCGACCGGGUUGCGUGCGCCUGUCGUCCACCCCAUCCCGCCAACAGUCUCGCAACCUUAGUUUCCAAAGUUUCAAGCAACGCAUCUUUGGACAUUCAAAACUAGAUCCUGGAACACUAUGGACUCCGCGAGAACAUGUCAUGCAAAAUGUCGACAACUUCGAAGAGCAAUUGCAGGCCUACCCAUUGGUAACGGCCAAAGAGCUCCGCCAUCAUCGUGAGCGGCCGCGACAAGUGAAGAUGCUGACGAGAGAAUUCAUCGAUGGUUGGGAAGCCUAUCCACUUUUAUACAAUCACAAUUAUGGCUACUUCUCGAAACAUGCCACCAUUUUCCGCCCCGGAGAGCCAUUCUAUUUCAACGAGAUCGAGGACGGUCCAGCAUUUUAUCGCAUGCUUGGGGAACGUUACCACGAAUUUGAAGACCAGCUGGAUGAAACCAAUCCAGAUGUUGCCCGCCAGUUGUGGCACACGCCAACGGAGCUUUUCCGACCUUAUUACGGAGAGACGAUCGCACGGUACUUGGUGUCGAACUACAAGUUGACGUUGUACCCCUACCACGACCUGAUUAUAUACGAAAUGGGUGCCGGAAAUGGAACAAUGAUGAUGAACAUAUUGGAUUAUAUCCGCGACACCGACUACGAGGUCUACCAGCGGACCAAGUACAAGAUCAUUGAGAUUUCGCCGUCGCUGGCAUCGCUUCAGAUGCAAAACUUGACCGAUUCGCUCGAUGCGGCCGGCCAUUCGGACCGUGUGGAGAUUAUCAACCGCUCGAUUUUCGACUGGGAUACUUAUGUGCAUUCGCCAUGCUUCUUCCUGGCGCUGGAGGUGUUCGAUAACUUUUCCCAUGAUCAGAUUCGCUACGACCUCAAGACGGAGCUGCCUCAGCAGGGUGGAGUACUGAUCGACGCCAACGGCGAGUUUCUCGAGUACUACAAUACGCAGCUGGAUCCGAUUGCUUCUCGCUUUUUGCGAGUGCGCCAGGCUGCAGCGCGGCGGAAGUUCCGCACUCCCUUGACCUCCAAGUACAUGAAGUUGAUGCGCAGUCAGCUGCCGUGGCAGCAGGGCCAUCGCUACACUCUGCCGGAGUACAUCCCCACCCGACUCAUGCAAUUCUUCGAUAUUCUGAACACCUAUUUCCCGGGCCACCGCCUGAUUGCGAGUGACUUUGACACUCUCCCGGAUGCCGUGCCGGGUGUGAAUGCGCCCGUUGUGCAAACGCGGUACAAGAGACGGACAGUUCCAGUAUCGACGCCCUUCGUCCACCAAGGAUACUUCGAUAUUUUCUUCCCUACCGAUUUCAACACUACUGAAGACAUCUACCGUGCUGUCACGGGCAAGCUGACGCAAGUGAUGAGCCACGAAGACUUCAUGCGCCGAUGGGCGUAUAUUGAGGACACGGAGACGAAGAACGGGGAAAAUCCGCUCCUAACCUGUAUCAAAUAUCCAAGCAAGCAUAUCUCUGUAUCUGCUCGUGUUUUGUCUCUGCCGUAA
Messenger RNA from Aspergillus niger, 1695 nucleotides. RefSeq lists its product as uncharacterized. The transcript is spliced from 4 exons. Gene Ontology annotation, cellular component: mitochondrion. Gene Ontology annotation, molecular function: protein-arginine omega-N symmetric methyltransferase activity. The record is from RefSeq and is a predicted model, not a curated record. The coding region runs from base 1 to 1695 and encodes 564 amino acids. NCBI's taxonomy places the organism in Eukaryota, Fungi, Ascomycota, Eurotiomycetes, Eurotiales, Aspergillaceae.